GUUCUGAAGCCUCCAAGCUCGGCAGUCUCAGCUCCGUGUAAAGCUCUCCUCCACCAAGACCAUGCAUGUCUGCGGGCCUGUCCUCUCUCUCCUGGUGCUCGGGGCUGCCUUGUGCGCCCCUGCGCUCUCUGCACCAAUGGGCUCAGACCCUCCCACUUCCUGCUGCUUCUCUUACACCCUGAGGAAGCUUCCUCGCCACUUUGUGAUUGAUUACUUCGAGACCAGCAGCCUCUGCUCCCAGCCAGCUGUCGUGUUCCAAACCAAAAGAGGCAGGCAAGUCUGUGCCAACCCCAGUGAGUCCUGGGUCCAGGAGUACGUGGACGACUUGGAGCUGAACUGAGCUUACCCCUGGGCUCAUGGGCAGAAGGAAACUCUUAAAGAGAAGCCACUGUGUCCUGUCUCUUCUCAGUGACACGCACCUUGUUUUCCACAUGUGUGGUUGUUCUUGGGAAUUUCUAUCUUUUUUAUUAAUUUAAUCUUGAUUAUGUAUUUUGUUAUUUUAUUUGGUGUUAAUUUCCAUUAUUUAUGUUUGGUCAAAGGACACAUGUCCCCCAUGGGGAUGGUCCACCCAUCAUCAUUUCUCUGCUGUUGUGGAC
Jaculus jaculus (lesser Egyptian jerboa) is the source of this 596-nucleotide messenger RNA. RefSeq names its product C-C motif chemokine 4. NCBI's taxonomy places the organism in Eukaryota, Metazoa, Chordata, Mammalia, Rodentia, Dipodidae. Gene Ontology annotation, cellular component: extracellular region. Gene Ontology annotation, molecular function: chemokine activity; CCR chemokine receptor binding. The coding region runs from base 62 to 340 and encodes 92 amino acids. The transcript is spliced from 3 exons. The record is from RefSeq and is a predicted model, not a curated record. Gene Ontology annotation, biological process: monocyte chemotaxis; lymphocyte chemotaxis; G protein-coupled receptor signaling pathway.